Molecule: messenger RNA, 1692 nt
Organism: Cynara cardunculus var. scolymus (artichoke)
Lineage: Eukaryota; Viridiplantae; Streptophyta; Magnoliopsida; Asterales; Asteraceae
Product: serine/threonine-protein kinase SRK2A-like
Exons: 9
Coding region: 417-1496 (359 amino acids)
Biological process (GO): protein phosphorylation; intracellular signal transduction
Molecular function (GO): protein serine/threonine kinase activity; ATP binding
Source: RefSeq, a predicted model, not a curated record
UCUCUCUCACACAUACAACGAUCACAGACAGACGAACAAACACAGUACCUUUUCGCUGCUGGGGUGCAUGUUCUCUCUAUACUUUUCUUAAAUCCUCCGCAAUCUCACGUCUUUUUCACCAAAUUCCUCUCUUUACAGCAAAACCCCUUAUUAAUUACACCCUAAUUGCCAGCUCCCCGAUUAGGGUUUUCCAACAAUCCAAUCGAAUUCAACCUCAAUUGUUUUCGAUUUCGAUCUUUAAACCCAGAUUCCCGAUUUAAUCGGAACUUGUAGCCUACUCUUUUCUCUCUCUUAGGGUUUGGGAUUUCAUCGGGUGUUAAUGAAAGAUUAGUAUUGGAAGGAAACUCAUCAGUGUUCUUCUUUCUUUGUAUUCUUUCUCUUGCUGUUGUGGCCUUUACAAUCAUAAGAAAAGAACAAUGGAGAAGUACGAGCUUGUGAAGGAUAUAGGAUCUGGGAAUUUUGGAGUUGCGAGGCUGAUGAGGAACAAGGUUACUAAAGAGCUUGUUGCUAUGAAAUAUAUAGAAAGAGGGCACAAGAUUGAUGAGAAUGUUGCUAGAGAAAUCAUAAAUCACAGAUCACUUCGACAUCCAAACAUAAUCCGGUUCAGAGAGGUGGUUCUCACCCCCACUCACCUUGCUAUUGUCAUGGAGUAUGCGGCCGGAGGGGAGCUUUUCGAGAGGAUUUGCAAUGCUGGAAGAUUCAGUGAAGAUGAGGCUAGAUACUUCUUCCAACAGCUUAUAUCAGGAGUUCACUACUGCCAUUUCAUGCAAAUAUGCCAUAGAGAUUUGAAGCUCGAGAACACUCUUUUAGAUGGGAGCCCUGCACCACGGCUGAAAAUUUGUGAUUUUGGCUACUCAAAGUCAUCUCUGCUACACUCGAGACCAAAAUCCACAGUUGGCACUCCUGCAUACAUUGCUCCUGAGGUUCUUUCUCGUAGAGAAUAUGAUGGCAAGACGGCGGAUGUUUGGUCUUGUGGAGUGACACUUUAUGUGAUGCUGGUUGGGGCAUACCCCUUCGAAGACCAAGAAGAUCCAAAAAACUUCAGGAAAACGAUUCAACGAAUAAUGAGUGUUCAAUACAAGAUCCCAGACUAUGUUCACAUAUCUCAAGAUUGUAGACAUCUUCUUUCUCGGAUAUUUGUAGCCAAUGCUUCCAGGAGAAUCACCCUAAAAGAAAUCAAGAGCCAUCCAUGGUUCCUGAAGAAUUUGCCAAGGGAACUAACAGAAGCAGCACAAGCGGUGUAUUACAGGAAGGAAAACCCGACGUUUUCCCCACAAAGCGUGGAGGAUAUCAUGAAGAUCGUGGAGGAAGCAAGGUCACCUCCGCCAGUUCCACGAUCCCACGGAGGGUAUGGAUGGGGAGAUGAGGACGAGGAUGAUGACGAGGAUGAUAAAGAAGAGGAGGGAGAAGCAGGAGAUGAAGAAGAUGGAGAAGAAGAUGAGUAUGAUAAGAGAGUGAAAGAAGCUCAUGAAAGUGGAGAAAUUGGGCCUAUAUAAAAUGAUUGGUUGCAUGAGUUGGAGGGUUUGUGUAAAAAAAUGGAGGUUAAUAAGUCUGUGUAAAUGUGUGUGGUAUUUAUGUCAAAUAGGUGUGCUGCUGUGUGAGAACAUUAGGUUUGUGAUGAUGGUUCCAUUUCAAUUGCAGGAAUUGGCUUCUUUUUGGUAAAAAAAUAUAUAUUAUGAUAAUUAUGUUUAA